This is a messenger RNA of Lymnaea stagnalis (great pond snail), 927 nucleotides long. NCBI's taxonomy places the organism in Eukaryota, Metazoa, Mollusca, Gastropoda, Lymnaeidae. The record is from the annotation of a GenBank genome assembly.
AUGCAGCAGGAUAUACAAGUCUGGAAAAAUGCGUUGGUCAGGAUAUUUGGAAAGAGAGCUAAGAAUUCAUGGAAGUCUGCAGUUUUAGAUUUCAAAAUGGUGGAUCACGGCAUAAAGAUGACAUGCCUGUUUGAUCGCUGGUUGGUUUGUGCCAAAGAAAUGAUCGACUUUGUAACUAGUUUACACAACCAAGGUUUGAUUAAAAACCCUAUUGGAGUGCUAGCAGUUGGUGUUGAUGUUAUAAUUUACAAUGAGAAAUCAUUUCAACACACAUUCUCUGUAAACAUUUCUUCUGUAUUGUUUGUUGAUAUCACAUCAACUUUAAAACAACCAACUCUUAUCAACGAAGGGAAAGUUCUAAAAACCAAGGAGGUUUUAAUUGAGUUCCUCAGUAAAGUUUGCCCUAAUGAUGACAGGACCAUGUCUGUUAAUAACAUGGAGAUAAGUGAGGAACUGAAUGUACCUACUUUGUUUGGAUUGUUGCUAGGUUACCCCAUUGUUUACUGGUAUGACAGAAGUGUUGGCGAAGACAACUGCUUGACCAGUCAUUCACUUACUCUAUUCCAAGUGAAAGGUUACCUCUCCAACAAGGAUUUAACAAAAGAUUCAUCUGAGCAGUCCCAUGUCAUAUUUUCCUUCUCAGCUCCACAAAAUUUAUUCCACCUGUUGACCUUGAAAGUAAGAGACUGGUUUUUCCAAUGGAAAGAAUGUAACCAUUGGCAAGAAGUGUUCUGUGAGGUUAUUCUCAAAAUUGAGACUGUAAAUCCCCAGGCCGUCUGCUUGUGAUUCUUGAGUGCAUCGUCUGCUUGUGAUUCUUGAGUGCAUCAUCUGCUUGUGAUUUUUGAGUGCAUCGUCUGCUUGUGAUUCUUGAGUGCAUCGUCUGUUUAUGAUUCUUGAGUGCAUCGUCUGCUUGUGAUUCUUGAGUGC